Molecule: messenger RNA, 914 nt
Organism: Pecten maximus
Lineage: Eukaryota; Metazoa; Mollusca; Bivalvia; Pectinida; Pectinidae
Product: cilia- and flagella-associated protein 300-like
Exons: 7
Coding region: 37-825 (262 amino acids)
Source: RefSeq, a predicted model, not a curated record
CUGUCUGUUUAAGCGUCUGUUUAACCAAGAUUCAACAUGGACGCGAAAGGAGCAAAAUUUACAUUCCAGGAGCUGAAAGGAAAGAAAUUUGAAUCGAUUGAGGGGAAAGAACACAAAGAAUUCUUUAUGAAAUGGUCUAUGCACGGGAGGAUAAAAUGCCAAAUGUAUAGUUUUGACCAACCAUUCCAGGCUUACCAGAAAGAUGAUUUUGUUGCAGAUUUUCUAAAGGACCCUAAUGUGGUUUCAACUCUGCAAACCGUAUCAGAAAACUGCACCUGGUCACCAGUAGGUGUGUCUGCAACUAGUGUGACAGUUGAACCUGUACCCUGCACGGUGUUGUCUAUGACGCUGUUUGACCGACUCACAGACAAUGAUAUUGUUAGAGAAAAUGGUGCCAUUCGCAAAUGCUUUGAUGAGUUUUAUCAAGAUUUCACGAUUUCUGAUGAACUGAGGAAGCUGCUGCUGAUUGAUGACUCCGACAACUAUUGUUUAUACAAUGACAGCGAGAGAGAAGAAUUCCUGUUUCGACUGUUCCAGCACAUCUGUCUGGGAGGGAAGAUCUGUCAAUAUGAGGAUAUCAUUGACCCAUAUUUAGAUAUUACAAAACAGAUGUACAAGGACCUUAUCAGUGUGCAGAAGAACUCAGAAACCAAGGAGUUAAACAUUAUAUCAAGUGUGUUCAAAGUGGAAGCUUCAGAUGACGGCCAUAUGUACUAUCCAGCAGACAAACGCCAUGAACAGACAUUUUCUUAUUUAGUUGUGGAUCCAUUCAAACGACAUGUUGCUGUCCUCUACCAUAAGUUUGGCUCCAGUGUGUAUGAUUGAUGUCAAUAUAUAAGAACAUUCUCAAAUCAUGCAAAUCAUCACAUCAACAUUUAUUUUGUCAAUUGUGAAAUAAAUCAAAUGUUUUUCUA